AUGUCGCUUCCACUUGCUCCAUCUAGCAUCAAUCAAAACCGAAAUGCUAUCCAAGAGAACAAUCUUUCCUGUGGGCUCUGCCCAAGCAGUUUUGCACAAAGGUCUGGUCUCAGCAGACAUGUUAGUGUGAAGCAUGGAUCUCCGAAGAUCCAUUUGGAGAAUGAAAUCGCUCGGUUCAAAGCGUCAGAUCCCGACUUCAAUGAGUCUCAAUUUCUACAAGACGUUUUUAUGGCUUACUACUCAAUCCAAAAAAUGAUUGAGAACAAAGAAAAUGAACCAACUUCGGAGACCUUUCUGACUCAACCGAUGGCUGAAGAUGUGUCUGACAGCGUGAGGAGUCCAUUGGGAUUUGGGAUCGACCGUUUUCUAGAACCACUCAAAUCAAACUCGAUGUGUAAAAUUAAUUGCUAG
Molecule: messenger RNA, 411 nt
Organism: Caenorhabditis briggsae
Lineage: Eukaryota; Metazoa; Nematoda; Chromadorea; Rhabditida; Rhabditidae
Exons: 3
Coding region: 1-411 (136 amino acids)
Source: RefSeq, a predicted model, not a curated record